AUGGCCGCAAUUGCACCUGCAGUACAAAAUCCUAAUUCAAGUUCUUUUCCAAAUAGUGAAAGAACGUGUGCUGGUGUGUUGAAUGAAGUGAAAAAGGAAGAUAUGUCUAAUGACGAAGAUAUUCCACUGUCGCAGAAGGCACGAAUGGUUAUAGAUGACGAUGAUAUACCGCUUGCCAAAAAGUUGAAAACAAUGAAAGAUCCACCUGAUGAUGAUGAUGUACCAUUGUCAGAAAAGGCUAAGCCACAGAAAAGAUUAUCCGAGGUGAUGGGUACUGCAUCGAGUAGUCGAAUUAAAAAGCCAUUGUCAUCAUCCGCCCUUUCGUCGACAAAAAAAAUGCUUAAAACAGAACUGGAAAGUGAUGAUGAUGUACCAUUGAGCGUGCGAGCUGCUACAUUGACCAAAAAAAGGAAAAAAAGUGAAUCAUAUGAUGAAGAUUAUAAACUGGAGAAGAAAAAAGAAAAACGGAAAAAUUCAAGUGAAAGAAAAAAAGCUUCAACUUCGAAUUCUGAGAAAAUCCAUAUAAAGAAUGAAAAAGCCAAUGGCAUUGCAUCGAAUAAACGGAAAAGACGGGAGGAAGACGAGGAGGAAGUUUGGAAAUGGUGGGAAGAGGAAAAGAAACCGAGUGGCAUCAAGUGGUAUAGUUUGUCCCAUAAAGGACCCAUUUUUGCCCCGCCCUAUGUAUCACUUCCUGAAUCGAUUCACUUCAAAUACGAUGGGAAGGUGAUGAAAUUGGCACCACUGACGGAGGAAGUUGCGUCUUUUUACGCUAAGAUAUUGGAACAUGAGUACACAACAAAGGAUAUUUUUAAUAAAAAUUUCUUUACGGACUGGAGGAAGGUAAUGACUCCUGCAGAACGCGAAAAGAUUACGGAUUUGACGAAAUGUGAUUUCCGAGAAAUGCAUGACCAUUACAUAAAAUUAAGGGAAGAGCGAAGAUCUUUAAGUAAGGAAGAGAAGCAAAAACUUAAGGAGAUUAAGCAAGAGGAAGCUAAAAUUUAUGGUGUUGCUUACAUUGAUGGACAUAAACAGAAGAUAGGAAACUUUCGAAUUGAACCGCCAGACUUGUUUCGCGGACGUGGUGGUCAUCCCAAAAUGGGUCGUUUAAAGAAACGAGUCAAUCCAGAAGAUGUGAUUAUUAAUUGUUCAAAGGAUUCAGAAAUACCAAAACCUCCGGAAGGUCAUCGUUGGAAAGAGGUGCGUCAUGAUAAUACAGUGACAUGGCUGUGUUCAUGGACCGAUAAUAUCUUAGGUUCCAUCAAAUAUAUUAUGCUAAAUCCAUCGUCGAAGAUUAAGGGUGAGAAAGACUACGAAAAAUUUGAAACAGCAAGGCGAUUAAAGGAUAUUGUUGGAAGUAUCAGGGAAAAUUAUACAAAAGACUUGAAAAGCAAGGAGAUGCGUGUACGACAACGAGCAGUGGCACUUUAUUUCAUUGAUAAAUUAGCGCUUCGUGCGGGUAAUGAGAAAGAUGUGGAUGAAGCGGCAGAUACUGUUGGUUGUUGCUCAUUGCGUUGUGAACACAUUCAACUUCAUGAGAAAUUGGAUGAUAAUGAUUACGUGGUUGAAUUUGACUUUCUUGGUAAAGACAGUAUUCGGUAUUACAACAAAGUUCCUGUGGAGAAGCGUGUUUUUAAAAAUCUGAAACUUUUUAUGGAAAAUAAAAGUGGUAGCGAUGAUCUUUUCGAUCGCCUUGAUACUGCAUCGCUAAAUAAAUAUUUACAAAGCUUGAUGCCAGGAUUGACUGCCAAAGUUUUUCGUACAUAUAACGCAUCGAUUACACUACAACAGCAACUCGACAAAUUGACCAAAGAUGAUUCAACGGCGCCUGAACUACUACUUUGUUAUAACAGAGCGAAUCGUCAAGUUGCAAUUUUAUGUAAUCACCAACGUGCUGUGCCAAAAAGUCAUGAAAAAAGCAUGGAAAAUUUGAAAGCAAAAAUAAAGGCAAAGAAAACGGAGCUGAAAGAAGCUAAGGAAGAGCUAGAAAAGGCACAUUCUGAUACAGCUAAACAACGUGCAACCAAACGUGUCGAUCGAGUCAAAGAGCAGUUGAGGAAAUUGAAAAUCCAGCGUACCGAUAAGGAUGAAAAUAAGCAAAUUGCUCUUUCGACAUCGAAACUGAAUUAUUUGGACCCGCGGAUAUCAGUUGCCUGGUGUAAAAAAUAUCAAGUACCAAUUGAAAAAAUUUUCAACAAGACACAGCGUGAAAAAUUUCGUUGGGCAAUUGAUAUGGCCGACGAAAAUUAUGUUUUCUAA
Molecule: messenger RNA, 2256 nt
Organism: Brugia malayi
Lineage: Eukaryota; Metazoa; Nematoda; Chromadorea; Rhabditida; Onchocercidae
Gene: Bma-top-1
Product: DNA topoisomerase I, putative
Exons: 16
Coding region: 1-2256 (751 amino acids)
Biological process (GO): chromosome segregation; DNA topological change; DNA replication
Cellular component (GO): nucleolus; chromosome
Molecular function (GO): DNA binding; DNA topoisomerase type I (single strand cut, ATP-independent) activity
Source: RefSeq, a predicted model, not a curated record